AUGUGCGUUUACUGCACACUACCAAGCCGCUACUGUGAUGUACGGCCGGUCACCCUACAAAGCCACAAUAAACACGGCCAGGGCGAUAGGCUGCUGGAGAUGAAGGCUUUGGCGGAGUUUGAGGAGGAGGUGUUGGAAGAGGGGUAUGAUGAGGACGACGAGGAGCCUGAAGACGACGAGGACGGCGACGGGGGGGAGAUGGAGCCGGCCGUGGACGAGUCGUUGAAUUCCGCAGCCGGCAUUGAUAGGCUGGGCUCCGUCAUCUUGUCUGUGGCCCUGCCGCUGGCGGCGCAGGGCUCCCUGCAUCGGCAGAUGUACGUGUCACAGCAGCAGCGGCCGCCGCUGACGAUGACGCCCACGCAGCCCCAGCAGCCCCAGCAGCAGGCACCAGCGGCGGGCUGCAGUCCUCCAAACCACAUUGGCCAUGUCCCAUACGAGCCACAGUACUCGAACGAGCCGUCUCUAAGUUCCAUUCCAUCUCCGACCAAAGACGGCCUGGUCCGCCCCACCUCCGAGACCUCCUACCCUUCGUCUACCAGUGGUGAGGGCAGUGGGUGCUUGGAGAGCGCUGCGGGGCCGGCGUCUGGGCCCGUACCAGCUUUCCCCGCCGUGCAGGAAGCAAACGGCAGCCUGGCCGCUGCUGCCGCCUCCGCUGGUGUUGGCGGGGGUGGGGGCAAGGGUGGGGCCCGGGGCGGGGGGGGGGCCGGGGCCCCGAUCUGGCGGCGGCGAAACGCGUUUGUGGAGUGGGCGAACACGAUGCAUCACGAAAUGGUGGUUGAAGAGCAGCCGCCUGGCGGAAGCAGCGCGAGUGGUGGCGGUGGCGGUGGCAGUGGCAGUGGCAACGGUAGCGGCAGUGGUGUCCCUGGCGGAGGUAUGCCUGGACAUGGCAACACGAUGGCAGGCGGGGCAGGCGGCACAGAGCACACGUCAUCAUCAUCGGGCUACGCUGUUCCCUUGGCGCUUGCGGCGGACACGCUGCCACCGGAGGGUGUGCAGUUCCAGUAUGCGCCGGGCGUCUACAUCACGUUGAAGCCACCGGCACAAAAAGGCGGCCCGGUUCGGCUGGUCAAGGUUCGCUUCAAUCGCAAGAUGUUCACGGAGCAGUCUCAAGGCCAGGCCUGGUGGAACAUGCACAGGGCGACACUGGCGGAGAUGUACGAGCUGACCUUCGACAUGGGGAACAAGGCACCUGUAGCACCAUCAUCAUCACCGCCGGGGUUGCCGCCGCUAGCUCCCGGUUCACACGGCACAGUUCCCCCGGCCGCAAUGCACACCCGCGGCAUGAGCACCGACACACAAGGGACGAGCGCCGGCAGCACCGCGGCGUCGGGGAGCAGUAGCAUGUACUUCUCCGUCCCAGUCAGUAACAGCCCCCUUCACGGGGGUGCAGCCUCUGGCGCCGCUGGCGGGGGCGACCUUGUGACGGGUUCAGCGGGGGCCAUGUGGCGUUCUGUCGCGUCAGCGGUAGCUGGCGGCGGCGGUGGCGGUGGUGGCGCCGGCGGCGGCGGCGGCGAUUUCGAUAUGAGUUGGACUGAGCUGAACUACGACAGCCAGGCCAUGAUGGUGUUGCCGCCGCCACCACCUGUGGGGACUAUGGGGGUGGCGGGGUCCCCUGCAAUGCCGCAGCGACGCGACCACUCUCGGAACAGCAGCCGCACGGCCAGCGGCGGCUCAAGCCAUGCAGGCGUAUCGAGGCCGCCCUCGCAGCCGUGCCCAGAGUCACCCGUGUUUGCCGUGCAGCAAUUUGGCUCGGGGGAAAGCGGCUCGGCUAGCGGUGUUGGUGUUGGUGGCGAUGGCGGUGGCGGCGGCGGAGGGCCAUUAUACCCAGCGACUGCUACCGCCCUGGCGACGACUGCUGCCGCUGCAGCGGCGCAGCCGUACUAUCCCUCUCACCAGCGUGCGCAGUCUGGUGGCGGGUCGUCUGGCAGGUCGUGA
Molecule: messenger RNA, 1935 nt
Organism: Volvox carteri f. nagariensis
Lineage: Eukaryota; Viridiplantae; Chlorophyta; Chlorophyceae; Chlamydomonadales; Volvocaceae
Exons: 7
Coding region: 1-1935 (644 amino acids)
Source: RefSeq, a predicted model, not a curated record